AUGGCCGAUGUCGACAUGACGGAUGCGCCCGGGACCGCGGUCGCCAAGAAGGCCGCUGACGGCGAGACCAAGGCAGUUGAUGGAAAGAAGCGCUUCGAAGUAAAGAAGUGGAACGCCGUUGCACUGUGGGCAUGGGACAUUGUCGUCGACAAUUGCGCCAUCUGCAGGAACCACAUUAUGGAUCUCUGUAUCGAGUGCCAGGCGAAUCAAGCCUCUGCCACGAGUGAAGAGUGCACUGUGGCCUGGGGCAUUUGCAACCACGCAUUCCAUUUCCACUGCAUCUCACGUUGGCUCAAGGCUCGACAAGUCUGCCCGCUGGACAACCGUGACUGGGAGUUCCAGAAGUAUGGACGCUGA
Molecule: messenger RNA, 357 nt
Organism: Colletotrichum orchidophilum
Lineage: Eukaryota; Fungi; Ascomycota; Sordariomycetes; Glomerellales; Glomerellaceae
Product: E3 ubiquitin-protein ligase RBX1
Exons: 4
Coding region: 1-357 (118 amino acids)
Biological process (GO): ubiquitin-dependent protein catabolic process; protein ubiquitination
Cellular component (GO): nucleus; cullin-RING ubiquitin ligase complex
Molecular function (GO): cullin family protein binding; zinc ion binding; ubiquitin protein ligase activity
Source: RefSeq, a predicted model, not a curated record